Messenger RNA from Solea senegalensis (Senegalese sole), 1448 nucleotides. RefSeq names its product transmembrane protein 250. The record is from RefSeq and is a predicted model, not a curated record. The coding region runs from base 438 to 857 and encodes 139 amino acids. NCBI's taxonomy places the organism in Eukaryota, Metazoa, Chordata, Actinopteri, Pleuronectiformes, Soleidae. The transcript is spliced from 2 exons.
UGCGACAGUACGUACAGGCACGCGGCCCGGACGUCGCUGCCUCAUCUCCGCUGGCGAGAAAAAUCUUAUCGCUGGGGAGGAGGGUGAUAGCAAGAAAAACAAAGCCACUGCGUUAAUGUUUGUGCCACGGCUAAGUGUGAAUAAUGUGAUACAAUGCACCAGUUGUCCCGAGAACCAAACACCCGUCGUGUUUUCUUCCUGACGACGAGGAGGAGGUCGUCGUAGUUUUGCAUCACCCUGUUGCACUUCCAGGAGAAACCAUUGCUCCAUGGACAGCACUUUACCAGCAGCCACAUCCUCCUUCUGGGCUCCUGUAAGAGCCACUCUCAGCUCUACCACCAAAUGAAGCGACCUGCCUCCACAGAAUCUGCUCUCCACCUGGAAUCUGCCUGUAACUGGGACUCCUGUGCACCGUCCUGGGCUCCAGUAGCCCACCCAUGCCUGUGAUCCCCAUCCCACGGCGGGUGCGCAGCUUCCAUGGCCCCCACACUACCUGCAUGCACUCGGCCUGCGGGUCGACACACACUUCCAAGCUAGUGCGCACCAAGUACAAUAACUUUGACCUCUACUUGCGCUCCCGCUGCAUGUACAGCUUCCUCCGUUUUCUCCUAUACUUUGGCUGCAGUCUGCUGACCUCCUUGCUCUGGGUGGCGCUCUCUGCGCUCUUCUUCCUGCAGUACAUCAGUGUCCGCGUGCUUCUGCGGCUGCAGUACAAGCUGUCCAUCAUCCUGCUCUUGUUGGGCCACCGGCGCCUGGACUUUGGGGUGGUUAAUGAUCUGAUCAUCUACAGCAUGCAGAUCACCAUGUUUCUAGUGGGGGGGCUUGGCUGGUGCUUUAUGGUGUUUGUAGACAUGUAGCUGUGAUGUAUGGGAUGCGUGAUAUGUAGCGUGUGAUGUGGGUGCUUCAGACGUUGCGUGGCUUUAUGGAAACACACGCAGCUCUGGUAUGUGCUAUGGGACUGCUCUCUAAAGAAACCCUGUUGGUUCACAAAGGCUAGAGUUUGAUGAGUACUGACAUAAUAUCCAAUGUAGUAUCUUUAAGUCUGUGGCUUAAAGAUUAUUUAUAUUAUAUUUGUAUUGUAUUUUCAUGCCAUUUUUAACCUGUUUUCACUCAUUUUGAAGUGCAUCUUGACCAGAAACUGUUUUGUUUACAGAAAUGGAAAAUGUGAAUGUUGUCGAAGUCAAUGUUGCAAGAGAAAGUGACCUAAUAUGACUGAUGUGCAUCAUGACUGUGUGAUGCAAGGCAGGCAUGAGUGCCAGAAUAUCAAGUCAUCCCCAAGAGUUAAAGCUUAACAUGUUUGUUUUGGGUGGGGUUGAUAUUAUGGGAUAUAUUGUGUGUAAACACAAAAUCAUGACGAUACACAUGUAGCCUACAGGGAUGAAGCCGAAAUGUGUGUCUUUAAACAACAUUAUGUUUCUUUUGUGGAAAGAAUGGAGAAAUUGUUCAAA